GUUUGCAGCAAUGGGCUCCAGCCAGCUUAUUGUGUUUGGCUUUGUGCUGGUCUGUGUGAGGCUUAGUGAUGCUCGAUUCCUCAGUAUGAGUGAGCCAAUCUACUGGGGGGUUGAGGCGCAGAAGCCCGCAGCAGCAGUAAAACCUGAGAGGGGGCACUCGGGGGCGUUUGUUCAAGAAGCUGGCAGACUCCAGGUAGAGCAGCUUCAGCCAACAGUAAACGCACUCUCCUGGAGUUUUCCAGCAGAUCCGGUGGAUCCAGUGAUCAGGCCUCCUCCUAAGUUUGAAUGGCCGCAACGGGUGACGAGCAAGCGUGUUGCCGUGAGGUGUGGGGAAAGUAGAGUCCAGGUGGAAGUGAGUCAAGACCUGCUUGGACUCGGCAAGUUGAUAAAGCCAGAGGACACCAUGCUCGGUGGUUGUUCAGCCACUGAUGUUGACAAGUUGUCUCAUGUGCUUGUCUUUGAAUCAGAGCUGCAUGGCUGUGACAGCAAACUUGUGAUGACAGACAAUGCCUUUAUUUAUGCAUUUACACUGGUCUACAACCCCAAAGUGUUAAGUGGUAUAAUAAGGAGCCAGAGGGUUGUCAUUGGAGUGGAGUGCCACUACCCGAGGUGAAGUCUGGAUCAGCCAGAAAAGACCCACUUCAGUGUAAUCAUUGUCAAGUGGCAUAUUCAAUAAAUAAAAUGUAAUGACUAUA
This is a messenger RNA of Scophthalmus maximus (turbot), 695 nucleotides long. RefSeq names its product zona pellucida sperm-binding protein 3-like. Bases 11 to 613 code for a protein of 200 amino acids. The record is from RefSeq and is a predicted model, not a curated record. Gene Ontology annotation, cellular component: extracellular matrix. The transcript is spliced from 2 exons. Gene Ontology annotation, molecular function: acrosin binding. Gene Ontology annotation, biological process: positive regulation of acrosome reaction; egg coat formation; binding of sperm to zona pellucida. Lineage: Eukaryota; Metazoa; Chordata; Actinopteri; Pleuronectiformes; Scophthalmidae.